Messenger RNA from Diachasma alloeum, 638 nucleotides. RefSeq lists its product as uncharacterized. Bases 114 to 566 code for a protein of 150 amino acids. The record is from RefSeq and is a predicted model, not a curated record. The transcript is spliced from 2 exons. NCBI's taxonomy places the organism in Eukaryota, Metazoa, Arthropoda, Insecta, Hymenoptera, Braconidae.
UCUACCCACAUGAUAUACGACUUUUAGCGGAGUAUAUAUGGGAGUGAAAAGUUUUUGGUGGAUUUACUAGGGUUCACACACUCCCUGUGGCUUUCGCUAAAUUUUACGGGAGAAUGAAACUGAUCGCUCUAGUCCUCUUUCCAUUGUUGGUUAACGUCAAUGGAAAUUCUGGACAGCAUGGAUAUAGUUCUGAUGAGGCGAAUGAAGGACGCAAGUUGAUGGCGAUUUUGAGAACGUUGCCGGGUAAAAUAACACGGGACUAUGUGCCACCGGCGCACGCUGAAGCUGGUUUGAAUGAUUUGGACGUAGAUGACACGGAUGAGGAUAUCAAAGAACCGGCAACGAGGCUUAUGACAGAUCCAAACAGUGACAAUGGCUUAGAGCCAGCUGCUGAGCGACCUUUACAGGCUCUGAUAGCUCAGCUGAAACCAAUACUGAAUAAAUUGGUUGAAUUAGUGUCCGGAACCUGUUUGGAAGAAGUUGGGCAUGCCCUGAUGACGAUUUUUCAAACUGUUAUGAGAAACAUCAUGCCUCCUGCGGCAAUGAAAAAUCCGAAAAAAUCUUGAUCGUAAUUCGUGAAUUGGAGGGAAGUGUAUUGCGAAGACGAGUGAAAAUAAAUACUUGAAAUGUGGCCUUGA